UUGAAUGAAAAAGAAAAAUGAAUUCUAUUACAAAUAAGUAAGUGCUGACAGCUAAAAUUGCAAAUUAGAUGUUUGAUGAGAUGAUGUAGUUUUAGCUAGUUUACUUCCGCAAACCUCUUAUUAGGAAGUAAAAUAUCAAAACAUCAAUAAGGCCAUACCAAAUUGAUUUGUCGUUCGUCGGAACUACCGCAUAAAUGAUUUCAUUCCCGAGAAAAAGGAAAAAAAUUCACACGCCCGCACGUACAUAAAAAUCGCCGAAAAAAAUUGUUUUUCUGAUUACGCGGUCCAGAAUGAUAACGGUAAAACAGGUUUUAUCGCCGUUUUAAUGCGUCAAAGUGAUAUUGAUCGGAAUCCAUGCGUUCGUAAUACAUGUAGCUGAUGACACAAACUCAAAAAGUCAGGAGUUAUGGUGUUGUUCGUCAUUUGUUUUAAAUCUAGAAUGUCUGUGCUAGUGCCACACAUGGCCUUCGCUGUGCCGGUAGGUGGUGAAGUAGGCACGUUCUACGAUUGAUCCAUCAUAUUAAUUGUCUCUGGCCCAAAUCGUUUUGAACGUAACUUCUUUAGUACGGCAGUCAGAUAUUCUAUCAAAAUGCAUAUAUUCAUUUUUAAAAAAAUGUCUAGCUUUUCAAAUAAGCAGUGUAGAUAUAAAGAAUAAUUUCUGUCGUAUUGUAACCCCAAUUUUCCGUUUGUAUAUCAGGUCUGGUCCUCCAGCACUUUUCACGCAAGAAGAAGAGGCUAGGCUUGCAGAUCACCUUAAAUUCACAGCUUCUGUUGGAUAUGGUUAUAGCAGAUCUGAAGUUCUUGAUAUCGCAGCAGAGUACGCCAUUGCUCUUGGUCACAGAGAUAAGAGCAACCCACUUAGUUUCCGUUGGUAUGAGGGGUUCAAGUCACGCUGGCCUGACCUUAACUUGAUUAAGCCCAGAGGUCUUGAAAUAAAGCGAGCCAAGGCUACCACUGUUGACUGUGUGAGGAACUACUACAAAGAGCUGGGCAGAAUACUUACCAAGUAUGAUCUCAAUGACAAGCCCGAACGCAUCUACAAUGUUGAUGAAAAAGGUCUCUCAACAACCCAUAAGCCACCACAAGUAAUUGCUGGAAGUGGAACAAAGCCACCAAGCAUCACAUCCAAUUCUCGGGUCACAGUGACAGUCCUUGGUUGUGGUAAUGCGUUGGGAUACCAGGUACCACCUUUCUUUUUCUAUUUCCUGGCACACGAAUGAGACAGGAGCUUCUUGAAGGCAAGAUUGCUGGUGCUAAUGGUACUGUCUCAGAGUCUGGCUGGAGCAAUAGUGAGGUCUUCCAGCAAUACAUGGAAACACACUUGAUGAAAUACUUACCUGAACGUAAUGAUGAUCUUCCGGUUCUGUUGCUCUUUGACGGACACAGGUCACAUGUGAAUUUGAAUCUGAUUGAAUGGGCUAGGAAUCAGCAUAUUAUAUUAUAUGUACUACCCGCACACACUAGCCAUGUGCUCCAGCCAAUAGAUGUAGGAUGCUUUGGUCCAUAUGAGAGAAUUUUCAAUGAAUUAUCACAUAGGUAUAUGCGUGAACAUUGUGGACAGUCCAUCACAAAGUACAAUAUAUGUUCUAUUGGAUGUGCAGCUUACACAAGUGGUCUGUCUGUUGCUAAUCUUCAGUCUGCUUUCCAAAAGUCUGGUGUAUAUCCCUUUAAUCCAGAUGCUGUUGAUUGCUCUAACUUUAAAGUAGCAGAAGUGCAGGAGCAAGAAAAUCUAGAAGAUGCCACUUCCUGUCAUCAAGAGGAGCUAAAUGACAUGCCAUGUGAUGAUACAUCAGCUGCAUUCUUCAGUGUAAAAGAAAAACCACUAAAGACCAAAAAAAGACAAACAAAAAAGAGAAGACUUGUGUCAUAUAUUGUUAGUGGGCAAGCAAUUACUGAGGAAGUUAUAAUAGAUAAAAUCAUAGAACACCAACAGGCAGUAAACCCACGCAAAAAAUCAGCACAGGCCCCUCUGCCUGGCCCAUCUGGACUGAAUCAUGCAAAACGAGCCAACAAGACUGCCUCUAAGAAAAGCAAAAUCCCGUCUCCUGCUGCAUCAUUAUCAUCAGAUGAUGAUUAGGAUGACAAGUGCUGU
Messenger RNA from Mercenaria mercenaria, 2092 nucleotides. RefSeq lists its product as uncharacterized. Bases 1217 to 2077 code for a protein of 286 amino acids. The record is from RefSeq and is a predicted model, not a curated record. The transcript has 2 exons. Gene Ontology annotation, molecular function: nucleic acid binding. NCBI's taxonomy places the organism in Eukaryota, Metazoa, Mollusca, Bivalvia, Venerida, Veneridae.